AUGGACGUCGCCUCGCGAGGACAAUCGGAAUACGACGAUGACGCUGACUACUUGGAAUUCGACGUCUUCGAUGACAGCAUGUUGCUCAGAUAUGAUUACUCUGUUGGCAGCUUUCAGCAGCACCUCGUUCAAUGCUCAAAAGCCAUCUUCCUGGGUGAAACUGCUCUCAGGAUAGCCGAGCUAUACGUCGCCACGUUCCUUCUUCAUUUGCUCUCUUGCAUGAGGCCUUUACCUCCGAAGAUCCUACAAGUAUGUUCAGGUGUUUUGGGAACGUUUGUGCUGUAUCGCAAUCAUUCAUCUUUGCUACUGUAUAACAUCAUUUCAUUUCUACUUGUUUACUCGACUUUACAUGUCUGUACCAAAUGGCGGACCAAAUACACGGGAACGAUGGUGACUUUUGUGGCGCUCUCGUCAACUGCCGUUUGUCAACUGAUUCUGCCUGCCACCAGCUUCAACAAGAUUCUAGGCAGCGUCAUGGUGCUGAAUAUGAAGAUGAUCAGUGUCGGUUUCGAUAUGGACAACAUGAAUGAUGCUGCAGUCGUUCCAGAUUUUGUUGGUUUCUUUGGCUAUUGUUUUCAUGUUGGCACAAGUUUGUUUGGACCGUGGUUAAGCUUUAACAACUGCUGUACGGCUAUGAGAAGCGCUUGUUUUGCGAGUGUACUUUCUUCCAUUGCACGAGCAGCAUACUGCGGAAUACUGGCAUGUUGCUUUCUUUUGUACUCUUCAUGCAUUUUGGACUGGUUUUUGCCUGACGAAUUGGGAUUUUAUAGCAGAGUUGCUCGCCCGCUGGCCAUUGAACUGCCUCGCUCCCUGGUGGACGUUGUUGUUGGCUGGAAUUUACCUAUGCAUAAUUUUUUGAAGAACUGUACGUUGCAACGUUACUUCUAA
Messenger RNA from Soboliphyme baturini, 888 nucleotides. The record is from the annotation of a GenBank genome assembly. Lineage: Eukaryota; Metazoa; Nematoda; Enoplea; Dioctophymatida; Soboliphymatidae.